AUGGCUGUCGCUGAAGCUGCAACUACUAACAGCAAUACCAAGUUUCCCCACACUCGUGCCCUCCUCUCCGCCCUUGCUCGCGAGUACGGGACCGCUGUCCGAGCGCCUGUCAGACCUGCAUCGGAAAAUUCUGAUUCAGAAGCCGACAGUGGUGGCGAAGUUGAUGUUUUCAACAGUGAUCACCUUGUUGCUCAAGUGAUUCAGCUGCUGGACCAAGACGAAGAAGAGAAAGUUGAAGACUUAUUGAAGGAGAGCUUUCGCAUUUCUGAUGAAACUGUGUUGGAGCAGAACGUCUUGGAAUUGAUGCAUAAGCGUCGCGAUGACCUGGCAAAUGUCCCUUUCCUUUUUUUGACGCCGAUUAAGCGCCCGUCACGACCAACAUCGCGAGCAUCCGUCCACUCGACCCGAUCGUCACGCCCGGGUACCCCGAGCCAAUCGCCACUAGCCAUGUCAUUCAGGCGCCCUUCAACACCGCUGGCAUCUCACACCACACUAUCGGGCUCGCCAUCUUCAUCCCCUACACCCGCUCCAUCUCUUCCAACUCCUACCUCCUCGCCGCUGGCCUCGCCUCGGUUCUUGAAUGCUAAGGCCACUGAAUUCAGACCUUCUAUCGUACGCUCCUCCUCUGCAAGUUCGCUACUACGGAGUCAAUCCCCCGAUUUGUGGGCGCACAAUUAUCAGCCUUCUCCGACCCCGUCCGCGUCGCUCGGAAGAGGUUCCUCAAAUUUGGCCAUAGCCGCCCCGCUUAUUCCGAUGCAAUCUGCUCCUCCUGGAGAGCUGGAUAGUGAGGAUGGCGGUCGUACACCACCUAUUCAAAUUCCUCAGGACUCAUCCCGUGCGGCGUUCGAUGUCCUGGACGAUGACGACGACCCCUUCUCGCCAUUUGUAGUGAAGCCACCACCUCACAACCCUCACCCUCUGGCCCUGAGUAAAUCGCCUUCCGAUACUGAGACACAGUGGUCGGCGUCGAGUGUGUCGAAUUCAUCAGCCUCAAACUCAUUUGGAGUCCCUCCCAAUCCUGACGACUAUUAUGGGUAUAAUUCUCAUCUCCAACGAUAUGCUCAGCCCGGUUACUUCGUGUAUGGCGACCCUAACGGGUCUUUCGGGGCAGCGGAAGGUGGCUAUCAUGGAGAAUACAUUGCCGAAGGCGACCUUACACCAUUCGAAAUCCUCUCAAACAUUUUUGGUGAUAGCGUGCCGUCCAGUACGCUCGAAACUGCACUAGCAAGCAGCGGAUACGACUUUGAAGGUGCUAUGGCGUGGCUCGUUGAUCAGGCCCUUCCUCCGCCUCUGCCGGGGACAACACCACAGGGUGGACAGCCAACUCUGCGUUCAAUCGGUGGAGGCGUCAUGCUUGCUUCUCGCGAAGGGCCAUAUGGGCGAAGUGAUACCAAUGGAAAGAAUACGACUGGACGGUUCGCCCCGCCGCCGAAAUCUUCAGGUGCAAGCCGCGUGUGCAGGUACUUCCUUGCAGGGGAUUGUAGAAGGUCUGAUUGCCGCUUCAGCCACGACCUUGAUCGAGCGCUUUGCCGAUUCUGGCUAAAGGGACAGUGCGCUAAGGGAGAGCAGUGUGAGUUCUUGCACACGCUCCCCCAACAUAUUGACGUGCAAGGCAUUACCAAUGCAAUGAAUCGAACUGGUAUCGUCGAUGACCGAGAUCAUGAAGAGACCCGUACUGAAUUUCCUACUCUGGGUGAGAUGCACAAUCGGAGGGCCGGGCCUGGAUUCAAUCGUCCCUUCGAUUCCAGCCGGGUGCGUUUUGCGGCUGCGGUCAAGAAACCCCUUCCCCCUCGUUUACCGUACAACGAAUCAGAAACGGAUUCGACUUUGCAAGGCGCCUCAGGGCCUGUUGUCCCACGCGCAUCGCCACGCAUCCGCUUACGACCCCCAGCACUUGUUCCGACUCUUCCCACAGGAGACAUUUUGAACAAACUCUAUAUGGCUUAUCGGGCACGAGCUAUCGAACUUGGUGCGGCGCGAAAUGCUUGUCUAUCCCGUGCUGCAGAAGCCUGGAGACGAGGUGAUGGCGCUGGUGCUAAACGCCACAGCCGAGAAGCACAAGAGCUCAACGGAAAGAUGGGUCUCGAGGCAGGCAGGGCUGCUGCUCGUCUUGUCCGUGAGCGAGCAACGAUGACUGUGGAGGCUGUAAGGAAUCGUGAUGUUUCGUGGAGUGAUGAUCCCAGCGAUCGGACAGCCCGUGGUAAAAUGUGCGGAGGAGGGCUUGGCGUCUGUCUGGGCGUUGCAUCUUCAAAUGUCGUCCCUGAUAGUAGACUCACUCCCGAGGAGAGAACAGAGGCUUUCUUGGAUCUUCAUGGGCUGCAUUCUAACGAAGCUGUCGAAGUUAUUGAGGAUUUCCUGGUAGCACUUGAAUCCGAGCACUUCUACGGUCUUGCCUACCUCUUUGUGGGAGAAGAGAAACAUACUGGAACUCAAGAUCCCAGUCGUGGUACUUCUCGUGCUCGCCUAGCUGCUGGUGUUCGUGAUUGGCUCUUCAAAUGGGGCUACGCUUGGUCUGAGCGUGACGGCGUCAUCUGCGUUGAUCCUCUCGUUCAUUCGCAAUAG
This is a messenger RNA of Cantharellus anzutake, 2562 nucleotides long. RefSeq lists its product as uncharacterized. The transcript is spliced from 5 exons. The record is from RefSeq and is a predicted model, not a curated record. The coding region runs from base 1 to 2562 and encodes 853 amino acids. Gene Ontology annotation, molecular function: metal ion binding. NCBI's taxonomy places the organism in Eukaryota, Fungi, Basidiomycota, Agaricomycetes, Cantharellales, Hydnaceae.